Helobdella robusta is the source of this 369-nucleotide messenger RNA. RefSeq lists its product as hypothetical. Lineage: Eukaryota; Metazoa; Annelida; Clitellata; Rhynchobdellida; Glossiphoniidae. The coding region runs from base 1 to 369 and encodes 122 amino acids. The record is from RefSeq and is a predicted model, not a curated record. The transcript is spliced from 2 exons.
AUGGAUGUUGAAGAAGACUUGCUGAUAGUUGACGAGGUCGGCGUCUCUAGUCAACAAGCAGGGCGCGAACAAACUUCCGCCCGGCCCGUGUUUUCAGACCCUGAGAGGGUCUAUUGUAGAGUGGCGGAUCCCGGCCAGGAAAGACUCCGCCGAAGCGAAGGCUCGGGUGGAUAUUCGUAUGCGGACGCGGUUCGGGACCGCGUGGUGCGGAAUUCGAAUGUCGCCCGGCGAAAAUCUACAUAUAGGAGGAAAAUACUUUAUGUAUUCCAAAAUGUAAUUCUUUGGAUAUGUCGGACUCGAGUAGAACCCAUACCGACUAAAAACCUCCUCAUCAUCUGGCCCCUAUUUCAUUCGCUGGCCCGCCGUUAG